Temnothorax curvispinosus is the source of this 3972-nucleotide messenger RNA. RefSeq lists its product as uncharacterized. Bases 1 to 3972 code for a protein of 1323 amino acids. The record is from RefSeq and is a predicted model, not a curated record. The transcript has 3 exons. Lineage: Eukaryota; Metazoa; Arthropoda; Insecta; Hymenoptera; Formicidae. Gene Ontology annotation, biological process: DNA repair; telomere maintenance. Gene Ontology annotation, molecular function: DNA helicase activity.
AUGUCAUCUACCAAAGAAUCACAGGAAUAUAUGAAACGAAUAAAGGACGCUCAAGAGGAAGAGAUGCCAACAACAAGUUCUGAUAGAAAUGAGAAGAAGUCUGCAAUAUCAUCUUCGGAAAGAUCACGACAAUGUAGGGAACGAAAAAGAAAAGCGGAAGAAGACGCGUUGCGAACAUCUUCAAUGAGAAAUCUGAAAAUGCCCGAGGCAAAGUCAUCUACCAAAAGAUCCAGAGAAUGUAGGAAACGAAAAAAGAAAGCGCAGCAGGAAUUUACUGAAGAACAAGAGCAAGGUCCACGAAAAGACCAGAGGCCUGAGAUAUUUCGACAGAUUUAUAUGAAUGCAUCUAAGGUUUUUGAAAAUAAUUUUCUGAAGAACGAGUUUGGAUACGUGUGUGAUGUUUGUGAUCGAUUAUGGUAUAAACAAGAUUUAACUAAAGUAGCUCAAAGUCACAUAGAUGUUCUAAAAAGAGAUUUUGAUAAUGAGAUUGAGUGUCUCAAGAACUUUGAAAUCUGUUCAACUUGUAGACAAUCGCUUACCAAAGGAGAAAUUCCAAGUCUAAGCAAAACAAAUGGUUAUAAAUAUCCUGAACAUCCAAAGAAAUUGCCUCCAUUGGAUCCCAUUACUGAGCGUCUGAUUUCUCCAAGACUACCUUUUAUGCAAAUAAGAAAAUUACGAUAUAAAAGUGGAUCAUGUAAAAUAAUAGGACAGGUAAUUAACGUACCGGUGGAGGUAGAUAACAUGGUAAAACAAUUACCACGUCAAUUAGAUGAUGAUUAUUCAUUCAAUGUAAGUAUUAAGAAACAUAUUAUACAUAAAACAUCGUAUCUGAGUGGCCUUGUGAAGAAGCGAGUUGUUAAGGAAUGGCUACGCUACAUGGUGACAACGCUUCUGUAUAAAUUAAAUAAAAUAGAGUAUAUUGAACGAGAUAUAAACAAUGUCGAUGAUGGACAGCGACCAAGUACAAGUUGUUCAAGAGACAACAAACAAGAUGAUAAUGUAAUUGAGACGAUUGAAAGUGAGAAUGAUAAAGAAUUGUUUUUGGGACAACAACACACAAUGCUUUGGAACGAAAGUAAAUACUUAGAUAUAGCACCCGGGCAAAAUAAAAAGCCUUUAAGCAUCGUCUUUGACUCGUAUGCAGAAGAAUUAUCUUUCCCGGCAAUAUACUACGGACAUCCACGAGUCUUUAAAGAAGGCAUCAGAGUAACUCCGUUCAAAAUAGCAACAAGUGAGAUUAGACGUAAAGAUCGACACGGAGUAACACCACAGUAUAUUCUUUAUAUGGCUGCAAAGAUAAUACGUUUGAGAGUUACCGAAGGACUCUAUUCUACUUUCAAAGUAAACGCCACUGCUGAGAAUAUUACUCGACGUAUGAUAGAAGAUAAAACGUACCUGGAUGAAUGUGUGGAAAAGAAUAUAGCCUUUUUGAAGUCUAUUCCAAACUCUAUGCAAUAUUGGAAUUCACGGAAGAAAGAUUUGUUUGCGAUGAUAAGACAACUUGGGAAACCUACAAUGUUUCUAACGAUGAGUGCAAACGAGAUACGCUGGGCACACCUCCUAAAGACAUUGUACAGACUAAAUAGAGAAGGAAACGGGCAAGAACUUACAGAUCCAAUGAACAAAUUACGAGCAUUACAGAGGGCCAGCUUAGUAAAUAAAGAUCCAGUAAUAUGCUGCAUUUAUUUUAACAAAAUUGUCGAGGUAAUUAUGAGAAUUUUAUCAGCAAAAAAAUCAUACAAUCCCUUUGGAAAGUAUAGAGUGAUAGACUUCUUUAAACGCAUUGAGUUCCAAAAUAGAAGUAGCCCACACGCGCAUAUAUUGCUUUGGCUAGAAAAUGACCCCAAAGAAGCAAUUUCGGAGAAUAUGAACAAAACAAUAUUACUAAUCAGAGAUUUGUGCUCAGUAUCAGUCACUGAUUUACCAGAAACAUACGCUAAUCAAGUGCACAAGCACACGUUUACAUGUUUCAAAAAAAAAGACAAUAAGUGUCGGUUUAAUAUACCCUACUGGCCUAUGGAUCAAACUUGCGUCUUGAUACUCAUCACUAAAAACGAUGGUCGCAGAGAAGAUUUGAAAAAGCGGGCAUCUAAAAUAAAUGAAAAACUGAAUAAUAAAAGUUACGAUACAAUUGAAGAGUUUUUAGUUGAUAAUAAUAUGACAAUGAAGUACUACUUAGAUGUGAUUCGAGUAAGUAUACGAAGACCUACUGUUUUUUACAAAAGAAAUAUAAACGAAUUGUGGACAAACACUUUCAAUCCAUGGAUAGCAAGCAUACUCAAUUCAAAUAUGGACUUGCAAUUCAUUAUUGAUAAAUACUCAUGCGCAGCAUAUGUUGUUGAAUAUGUUAACAAAAGCAACAGAGGAGUAAGUUAUCUUCAAAGACAACUUGUGGAAUUACAGGGUGAAAAUCCAGAACUAGAUUUCAUAGGAUUAAUGAGGAAAGUGUGUAUCAAUAUGUUGAACACUGUUGAGAUGUCUUGCCAAGAAGGAGCUUGGUACUUGUUAAGACAACCCAUGUCUGAGGCGAGUAGAGAGGUAAUCUUCAUCCCAACCAUGUGGGCUAGUGAACGUGUAAAAAGACAUAAGAAGAAGAAACAGAUGGACAUGGAACAGAUACCAAACGAUUCAACAGAUGUGUGGACUUUGAACGUGAUACAAAAGUACGAACAAAGACCAACUCAAAUAGAGGAUGUAUGUUUGGCAGACUAUGCAGCAUGGUAUACAAUGAACAACAGAAACUAUAAAAAGAGAAAAUGGGCAAGAAUCCUGCGUUACUGUAAUUACGAGAUGUCAGAUAAAAUGACGGAAUAUAAGCGCGAGAUGGUUACGUUAUUCAUCCCAUUUAGAUGUGAACAUAUAGAAAUCACUGAUCGCAUGAAGUACUUGCAGCUGUUCGAUGAAAGAAUUGAAACUAUUAAGAGUAAGUUUGGUGAAUAUCAAAAAGUAGAUAUCGAAAAACACAUGGAAGAAUAUAAAAGGUUUUGUGAAGAUCUACAGGAGGAAAGAGAGGAAAUAGACGCAAGGCAAGAACUAAUUUUACAAUCGAUGGCGACAACCAGCGCUAAUAAUGAUGAUAUAAAUAGUAUUGAGGUGGGAAACUUGACAGCAGUAGUUAGAAUACGCAAAAACGUUAUGACAGCAGAGGAGUUUUGUAAGAGAAUGCGCAGAACAAAUCAAGAACAACGAGAUUUUCUUCUGACUUUAAUGAAUUCAUUGCUAACCGCAGAUAGAACUUUUCAAGUAUUUUUUACAGGAGUGGCUGGAAGUGGUAAAACUUUUACACUAAACUUAGCAAAAGAAAUAACGAAUAGAUUUGCACAAACUCAAAACAUAAAAACAAAUGCAUACGUAGCAUGUGCAUCCACAGGAAAAGCUGCAGUGGCCAUAGGAGGAACUACCGUACAUGCAGCGUUUAAGAUAGCAAUUUCGAGAAGAACUAACCCAGGAUUGGCAAGAGAGACUAUACAGACUUAUCGGAAUGCAUACGCAGGAGUGAGAGUUGUAAUUAUUGACGAGGUAAGCAUGAUAGGCGCGGAGAUAUUAGACAAGAUAAACAGUAGAAUGUGCGAUAUCACUGGCAAUUUUGACGAUCCUUUUGGAAGAAUGAAUGUGAUUUUCUGUGGUGAUCUUAGACAACUGCCACCAGUUAAUGCAAGAGCCAUUUACAAAUCGUUAAGAGACUCAAUAAAUGGAGCAUAUCUUUGGCAAUCGGUCCAAUUUUAUGAAUUGACAAGACAGUGCCGGUGUGCCAAAAUGCUGAAACUAGUUAAUACAACGAAGCGCGGUAUUUUGCAUCAGAGGAUGGUGGAAUCCCGGGGUCACGGUCGUGAGAACCCUCGCUGCGAGGCCGAGCACGCUCGACCCCACGGUGCCGUGGCCGUCGGGGUAAGUGUCAGGGAGUUCGGGAACACUCUGAGAACCCUCAGUCGAGAACCAAAACUCUGGACCUCGUUGUACGUGUUGCCCUAG